AUGAAAUGCGAUGCAUGUAGUGCUAUAUUUUGUAAUGAUCAUAUAAAAUAUGAUGAACAUCAAUGUCCAUCAUCUCAUCGUAAAAAUAUUCAAAUACCUAUUUGUCCAUUAUGUAAUCAAGCUGUGUCAUAUGAAUAUCGUGAUCAAUCGCGUGAUCAUGCUGUAUCAGCUCAUAUAGAUCGUGAUUGUAAAUCGAAAAAACGUGAGAAGGUUUACUCAAAUAAAUGUUCAAUUCCAUCAUGUAAACAACGUGAAGUUAUUCAAGUGAAAUGUGACAUAUGUUUAAAAACAUAUUGUCUACGACAUCGUUUUCCUGAUGAUCAUCAAUGUCAACAAAUGAAAAAUACACCAGUUACUACUUCGAAACCAUUACCAACGAAAGUAUCUUCAAAUCAAAGAACUCAAGAAGAAGAUGAUUAUCUAUUAGCUAAAGCUUUACAAGAAAGUGAACGAGAAGAAUCUCAACGAAACCGCACACAUCAAACGACGACAACAGCAACAAAUAACAGUGCUUCAUCGGCUGAUAAAAAAACAUGUUCUAUUCAAUAA
Molecule: messenger RNA, 549 nt
Organism: Adineta steineri
Lineage: Eukaryota; Metazoa; Rotifera; Eurotatoria; Adinetida; Adinetidae
Source: the annotation of a GenBank genome assembly